AUUUAAUCCGUUCGGAGGAACCACAUCUGUGCCAACGACACCGUUUGACAGAUAUCAAUUCAAUGGGGUGUUUGGUCGCAACGAGGUUUCAAAUGGUUGGAAUGAUUUAGGAACAACGAGUUCUACAUGGGGACCAUCAGAUAGUUACACAUCAAACGGUGGUAAUCUUUCACCCCGUUUACAAGCUCCAAAUUCUCCUCCAUUAUUCAAUAAUAAUGCAACAUUCAAUGUGUCACCGCCUCAAACCUAUCUGGAACAUCAACGAGCGUUUAAUCCACAAAUUGAGAGACAGCAAUAUUUAAUGAUGCAGCAAAGACAAUUACAACAGAAUCAACAUACUUAUCCAGAUACAUUUAUUCGUCAACAACAGCAAAGUUAUGUUGGUCUAUCUGGGCCAGUCUCUGCACCAAUUACAAAUGCUCCAAAUUCUCCAUUCAUUGAUGUAAUAACGAGAAAUGCAG
Messenger RNA from Racocetra persica, 461 nucleotides. NCBI's taxonomy places the organism in Eukaryota, Fungi, Glomeromycota, Glomeromycetes, Diversisporales, Gigasporaceae. The record is from the annotation of a GenBank genome assembly.